Messenger RNA from Desarmillaria tabescens, 549 nucleotides. RefSeq lists its product as uncharacterized. Lineage: Eukaryota; Fungi; Basidiomycota; Agaricomycetes; Agaricales; Physalacriaceae. The coding region runs from base 1 to 549 and encodes 182 amino acids. The record is from RefSeq and is a predicted model, not a curated record. The transcript is spliced from 4 exons.
AUGAUUUUCGCACUCAUUCCUCUCGCUGCCCUCAUCGCUCCAGCCUUCGCCGGCACCAUCAGUGCUCGCAAGGAAGAUAGCAUCCAAGCUCGCGACUGGGCUCCCUGGACCCCCGGUUGGAGCUGGCCCGGCACGUACAACACUUGCCAUCCCAGCAUUCCCGAAAAUUGUCCUUGUCUUACCCAGCCGGUCUGCAGCACCGACGGGUCGAUCAAGUGUCCUCAGUCCGGCGAUGACUACUCGACGUAUAAUUGGCGCCCGAUCUACGAGAAUUGGAACGGGUGGAACGGAUGGAAGAAGAAUCCGUACUCGACAGGAUAUGUCAACAAGGACACUUACGAGAUUGACUGCAAGAACCUGUGCUUGGCCAAUGAAGGAUGUAACUCCUGCCAGGUCUACACCCUCGAGGAAGCGGCUGAAGUUUUCAUUUGUGCGCUCUUCGAGGAGAUCCUUGAUCUCACGACCUGGGAGGAUGACUGUGACGACUGGAGCGACUGGAGCACCUGGGGCUACAAGCCGUCUUGGAGCUCUUGCUGGUCCCUUUAUUAG